AUGGAAGUUGAUAUUCUGAUGGAAAAAGCACGAAGCACAUUUUACAAUGCAUUAAUUGUUUAUGGAGAAGAUGUUGAUGGAUGCUUAUCAUUAGAAGGUGGUACUGUAAAAAUGAUCGCACAAUUUUUGCCACAACUUCAGCAACUUCAUGUUUUUGUCAAUCGUUGUUAUGAAGUAUUUCAUAAUAUCAUUUCUCAGCUUCAUGCUUUUCUUUCCUUAAAAAGCGAUGUUUUGGAGCAAGCUCAAGAAAGAAAGAUGAUGAGAAUGUGGCACUCACUUGGAUUGCUAUUAUCCAUUUUGAUUUCACUUGACGAAAUUAUACAUCAACAGUCAACUUUACAACAACACUGGCAAUCUUAUUAUAAAGCAAUGCAACUGGUAGCUCAUAAUCCAUCUCAGUUUGGUGCAGAAUCAGAUUUGUUACAACCUCUUCAGCGGUUAAUUACAAGCAUCGAUCAAUCAAUUAUGAAAGCUAAUCUUUACAAAAAUUGUUGUAAACAAAUGUUCGAGAGAAAUUUGCAGGAGGAUCAUCAAUUUAAUGAACGAAUGAAAGGAAUAACAAUUGAAAUGUUCGAAAAAUGGGAUCGGGUAGCUACGGAUGAUAUGCCGGAUAAGCGUAAAUUAAUGGCAAUCGUUGCCCUUGCCUUAUGUCAUAUGUUCAUGUUCCGAAAAGUUGAUAAGAAAAUGAUGCGAACCAUUUGGAAUAGUUAUAAAAAGCUCCCAACAUUUCAUUUGUAUGGAUAUGUUAUUUGGUCGCCAUGUGAAUUUAUGUUGGAAAAUUUGACUGAAGUAGAUCGUGUGAUUGAUAAGAAAAUGAUAGCUGCAAUGACAGCUGCAAAAUCUGCUCAAUUUAUUCAAAAUAUGGAAGCACUACCACGAGAAGCAGCGAAUACAAUAAAUGUUUUAGAUGAAUGGAAAUAUGAUAUGAAUGAAAAAUUAAAUGAAACAUCAAAGCAAGUAUCGAGGGAUCAUUUGGCAUUGCGAAUUUCAUUGUUUUUGCGAGGUAUUCGCUAUGCAGAUUUGUUGUGUCGUCUUUUAAAAACUUUAAUGAGUAGAUUGGUGAUAGAACAGAAGGCUAUAUCACGUAGUUCAGCUUCAGCUGCAUUUCGUUUAAUUGAAACCAUUAAGGAAAUUGAGAAGAUAUUUUGGAAAUGGCGAUAUGAUAUUUUAGAAAGUUGUCAAGAAGCAUCUCAAUAUUGCAAUGCCAAACUAAUCCAUUUGAUCAGUGCAGUGCAUCAGACAAUUCGUAGCGAAACAGAUUUUUCCUAUCGCACUGUUGAUACACUUUCUGCUUUAACUGUUGCUGAGAAUGCUCUUUCGAGUUCGAUUUCACGAACCAAUUUGAUCGUUGCUAGCACAGCAUUAGAAAUGGCUUGUUAUACGAAAAUAUUUCGUGGUAGUGAUGCUGAAAAAAUGGAUGAAUUAUUUAUACGUCUAGAAACUCUCUCAUCACUAGGAAAUAUUGUUUAUCGCACCUGUAAUUGUUCUUUUUUAUUCUGGCAUCGAUCGUUUAUUGCUGCAUAUUUUAGUGCAAUUAUCGAAGAUAACAACUCACGACCUGAACUUUUCUUUGAUGCAAUUAAUGACAUAGAAACAAUAUUGGGUUCAGAUGACAGUGAGCAGAAUAUAAAAGUCAAAGAAUCGGUACGGGAAGAAUUGUACGAGUUAUACGAGAAGCUUUAUUUGAAAAAAUUAUGCGAAACAGUAGAAACUGAUUUACGAUUAACCGUUCAUUCUCAUCUCCAACUGGACGAUCGUACGCCGAAAGAUCCAAUGCAUGAUGCAAACAUGCGUUUAGUUAAUUUAUUGGAACUACCUGCGGUGCAACUGUUUGAUCGAUUGAUUGAUAUUAAAAGGUAUGUUGAAAAAUAUUUGGAAAGUACAUUCUACAAUUUGACAGCUGUCGCUUUGCAUGAUUCGAACACUUACAUGGCAAUGAGCUUAUUGGCUAAACAAAAAUAUAAUUUAAUCUUAUGUCAGAGUCGUCUACCAUUCCAAAAACUUGACCAAGGUCCAGAUGUGUUAUUUAUUGCUCGAAAUAUCGAUUCAUUUGUGGAAAAUUAUGAUUAUAAUUUAAAUGAACAGUUCUUCAUCGAAAAAGACAGUAAAAGCAAGCAAUUAACAAUAUUAACAGUAGAACAUGUUGCUAAUUCAAUACGAACUCAUGGUAUGGGUAUUAUGCAUACGACGAUCAAUCAUGCUUAUCAGUUUCUCAAAAAGAAAUUUUAUAUUUUCUCACAGCUCUUAUACGAUGAUCGUAUUAGGAAUCAGUUGAUUAAGGAUGAGCGAUAUUUUCAUGAGAAUGCUGAGAAACUCGAAAAAAUGUAUCCAGUAAGUCGAGCGCAACGUUUCAGCGCUUCAAUUCGACUUCUUGGUGUUGCGGAUGAUGAUUUGUAUUUGGAUAAACUGCGUAUUUUGAUCACUGAGAUUGGAAAUGUUAUGGGUUAUGUAAGGCUUGUUAGAUCAGGUGGCGUUGAAGCGAGUAUGCAGUCUUUGGGAUUUCUUCCUAAUCUCGAUGAUGUCCCAUCCUUCGAACCGCUUGCAGUCAAUGCAAAACUAUCAUCAGAGACUAUCAGUGCCGCUAAGUUGCUAGAUAAUGUUUUCGAUGUAGCAAAAAAGAAUGUUAAUCAGUCGGACAACUAUUUACAGAUUCUUGUGGAAGUAUUUGCACCAGAAUUGUGCGGGAAUACGAAAUAUGAACAUUUGAACUUCUUUUACAUGAUUGUGCCACCACUGACGAUUAAUUAUGUCGAUCGAAUGCUUUCUUGCAAAGGAAAAUUAGGACGAAGAGCGAAACAAAACAAUACCUUUACUGACGAUGGAUUUAUUCUUGGUGUAGCAUUUAUCCUGGUACUGCUGGAUCAACACACCUAUUUUUCAUCUUUGAACUGGUUCCAGUCUGUGGCUUGUGAAUGUGAAGAACAAAUUGCCAAUGCUUCAUUUGGCUCUAAAAGUUCAUCAACCAAAAAUGCUUUAGAUCCAUCAGCAGCAAUCCGUCUGGCUAAGCUAGACCAAUACCAAAAAGAAUUCCAAUUGCUUUCGUACACAUUUAGCUCGGCUAAAAUAUUUUUUAACUCAAAUCAAGAUGUAGCAGCUCAGUCGUUGCACACUACAGAAUCGCAAUAA
Brugia malayi is the source of this 3126-nucleotide messenger RNA. Its product is annotated as KIAA1033 protein, putative. The coding region runs from base 1 to 3126 and encodes 1041 amino acids. The transcript is spliced from 23 exons. Gene Ontology annotation, biological process: endosome organization; endosomal transport. The record is from RefSeq and is a predicted model, not a curated record. Lineage: Eukaryota; Metazoa; Nematoda; Chromadorea; Rhabditida; Onchocercidae. Gene Ontology annotation, cellular component: WASH complex; endosome.